Phalacrocorax carbo (great cormorant) is the source of this 5133-nucleotide messenger RNA. The record is from RefSeq and is a predicted model, not a curated record. NCBI's taxonomy places the organism in Eukaryota, Metazoa, Chordata, Aves, Suliformes, Phalacrocoracidae.
UGGGGGGCGGCAGGGGCGGGGCCUGGAAGGAUUUCAGCUAUGGUGGCCUGAAGGGGAACACUGGCAGAUAGGGCGGGCCUUCUGGGGUGGCCCCGCCCAUAAGGCCGGGCCACGCCCCCCACAGUGCUUGCUAAUGUGCUGGAGCCGACUCCUCCCUAACUGUUGAGGCCACGCCCCCGUGCGGAGGCCACGCCCCCUCCCCAUAGCCAGUCCACAUGGCCAAGCCAGCCCUCUCCCCCCACGUUUUCCCCCCCCCAGGGCUGUCAGCAUGGCGGGAGCGACGCCACCAGCAGGGCCGGCCGGGUCCCGGGCGGGGGCUGCAGGCACGGCUGACCAGCCCUACGCCUGCCGGGAGUGCGGCAAGGCCUUCAGAUGGUCAUCCCGCCUGGCCCACCACCAACGCAGCCACACGGGUGAGCGGCCCUACAAGUGCCCCGAGUGCCCCAAGGCCUUCAAGGGCUCCUCCGCCCUCCUCUACCAUCAGCGAGGCCACACGGGCGAGCGGCCCUACGCCUGCCCCCAGUGCGGCAAGGCCUUCAAGCGUUCCUCCUUGCUGCAGACCCACCAGCGGGUUCACACGGGUCUGCGGGCCUUCGAGUGCGCCCAGUGCGGCCUCACCUUCAAGUGGGCAUCCCACUACCAGUACCACCUCCGGCAGCACACCGGCGAGCGGCCCUACCGCUGCCCCGCUUGCCCCAAGGCCUUCAAGAACUCUUCCAGCCUCCGCCGUCACCGUCACACCCACACCGGCGAGCGGCCCCACGCCUGCCCCAUCUGCGGCAAAGCCUUCGCCCAAGCCACCAACCUCCGGCAACACCAGCGGGUCCACACCGGCGAGCGGCCCUACGCCUGCCCCCAGUGCGGCAAGACCUUCACCCACUCCUCCAACCUUCUCCUCCACCGCCGCACCCACGCUGGCACCCGGCCCCACGAGUGCCCAACCUGCGCCAAGGCCUUCGUCUCUGAUGCCUGCCUGCAGAAACACCUCCAGAGCCACGCUGGCCAUGCUGCCAUGCCGCCGCUCCUCCCGGUGCCUGCUGCGGCACCAGAGACACUCUGGAGGUGCUCUGCCUGCCCAUUGAGCUUCACCAGCAAGGAGGAGCUGCUGGGCCACCAAAGCAGCCACUCAGUGACAGCAGUGACCUCCCCAGCCACCCCCCACCGCUGCCCCACCUGCGGAAAGACCUUCAAGAACAGCUCAGGGCUGGCCCGGCAUCGGCACGGCCACGCUGCCGAGCGGCCCUUCAAGUGCACCAUCUGCCCCAAGACCUUCACCCAGUUGGCCGGGCUGUUGGGCCACCAACGCAGCCACCCCGCUGCUGUCCCACCGCACCCUCCCCCUGAGGCUCCUCACCCCCCAGCAGCACCCCAGCCUGCCCCGGAGCGCCCUUACCAAUGCACUGAGUGUGGCAAAGCCUUCAAGGGCUCCUCGGGGCUGCGUUACCACAUGCGGGACCACACGGGCGAGCGGCCCUACGCCUGCCGUGAGUGUGGCAAGGCCUUCAAGCGUUCCUCCCUCCUCCAGAUCCACCAGCGGGUUCACACAGGGCUGCGGGCUUUCGAGUGCGCCCAGUGCGGCCUCACCUUCAAGUGGGCAUCCCACUACCAGUACCACCUCCGGCAGCACACCGGCGAGCGGCCCUACCGCUGCCCGGACUGCCCCAAAGCCUUCAAGAACACCUCCUGCCUCCGCCGCCAUCGCCAGCUCCACACCGGCGAGCGGCCCCACGCCUGCCCCAUCUGCGGCAAAGCCUUCGCCCAAACCUCCAACCUCCGGCAACACCAGCGGGUCCACACCGGCGAGCGGCCCUACGCCUGCCCCCAGUGCGGCAAGACCUUCACCCACUCCUCCAACCUCCAGCUCCACCGCCGCACCCACUCAGCCGCCCGUCCCUACCGCUGCCCGCUCUGCCCCAAGGCCUUUGUCAUGGCCUCCUACCUCCAGCGUCACCUCCGCACCCACGCUCCCGGGCCCCGCGGGACCCCCCGACACCCCCCUCCGCCCGCUGCUGAACCCCAGACCUUCCUGCUGGUGCAGACCCCCCAGGGCCUGCAGCUCAUCCCCAGCCCUCCGGCACCCCCGCGGAAGCUCCUCCUGCUGCCCAGCUCCCCAGCUGAGCCCCCUGCCUUCACCCUCCUGCCCGCCGAGGGUCCCCCGCCCCAGGCGGGGAAGGGUCCCCAGGCAUCGGGACCCUCCACUGCCGGGCAGAGCAUCCUGUUGGUACCUGGCACAGGACAGGCGCUGCCCGGUGUCCAGCUCCAGGCAGUGGCGGGGGCUCCAGCUGGGGCCAGCGUCAUUGUCCUGAGGGGUGGCGUCAGUGGUGUCCUCCCCCCGCGAGGGCCGCAGGCCCCUGAGGUCACCGGUGUCCAGCUGCAGGCAGCAGAGGUGACCAAUGUCCAGCUCCAAGCCCUGCCACAACCCUUGGAGGUCACCAAUAUCCAGCUCCAAGCUGCCGAGGUGACAAAUGUCCAGCUCCAAGCCACGGAGGUGACAAGUGUCCAGCUCCAAGCUCUGCAGCAGCCCUUGGAUGUCGCCAACAUCCAGCUCCAAGCUGCCGAGGUGACAAAUGUCCAGCUCCAAGCCCUGCCACAACCCUCCAAGGUGACCAACAUCCAGCUCCAGGCCAGUGAGGUGACCAACGUCCAGCUCCAAGCCCUGCCACAGCCCUUGGAUGUCACCAACAUUCAUGUCCAAGCUGCUGAGGUGACUAAUGUCCAGCUGCAAGCCCUGCCGCAGCCUUUGGAUGUCACCAACAUCCAGCUCCAAGCCAGUGAAGUGACAAAUGUCCAGCUGCAAGCCCUGCCACAGCCCUCCAAGGUGGCCAACAUCCAGCUCCAUGCUCUGCCACAACCCUCGGACGUCACCAACAUCCAGCUCCAAGCUCUGCCACAACCCUCGGACGUCACCAACAUCCAAUUGCAGGCUGCAGAGGUGACAAAUGUCCAGCUGCAAGCCCUGCCACAACCCUUGGAUGUCACCAACAUCCAGCUCCGAGCCCUGCCGCAACCCUCUGAGGUCACCAACAUCCAGCUGCAGGCCACGGAGGUGACUAAUGUCCAGCUGCAAGCCCUGCCACAGCCCUUGGAUGUCACCAACAUCCAGCUCCGAGCCCUGCCACAACCCUCUGAGGUCACCAACAUCCAGCUGCAGGCCACGGAGGUGACUAAUGUCCAUCUCCAAGCCCUGCCACAGCCCUCUGAGAUCACCAACAUCCAGCUCCAAGCUCUGCCUCAGCCCUCAGAGGUGCCCAGUGUCCAUCUCCAGGCCACAGAGGUGACAGAUGUUCAUCUCCAGGCCACGGAGGUGCCCAGUGUCCAUCUCCAGGCCACGGAGGUAUCCAAUGUCCAGCUGCAGACCACAGAGGUGACAAAUAUCCAUCUCCAAACUACCAAGGUACCCGACAUCCAUCUCCAAGCCACAGAGAUGUCCAACAUCGAUCUCCAAACCACUGAGGUCCCCAGUGUCCAUAUUCAAACCACGGAGGUUCCCAGUGUCCGUCUCGAGCCCACAGAGGUGCCUGACAUCCAUCUCCAGGCCACAGAGGUGCCCAAUGUCCAACUCCAGGCCAUAGAGGUGCCCGACAUCCAGCUGCAGACGACAGAAGUACCCGAUGUCCAUCUAGAAACCACUGAGGUUCCUGAUGUCCAUCUUGAAACCACUGAGGUGCCCAACAUCCAUCACCAAACCAUGGAGGUGUCCAGUGUCCAUCUCCAGGCUGCAGAGGUGCCCAGCGUCCAUCUUCAGGACACAGAGGUGACUACUGUCCAGCUGCAAGCCACUGAGGUGCCCAGCAUCCAUCCCCAAACCAUGGAGGUGACUAAUGUCCAUCUCCAGGCCGCAGAGGUGCCCAGUGUGUGUCACCAAACCACUGAGGUGCCCAGUGUCCACCUCCAAGUCACAGAGAUGCCCAGCGUCCAUCUCCAGACCACAGAGAUGACCAAUGUCCAUCUCCAAGACACCGAGGAGUCCAGUGUCCAUCACCAAAUGAUGGAGGUGUCCAACAUCCAUCUCAAGAUCACGGAGGUGCCCAACAUCCAACUGAAGACAAUGGAGGUGACAAAUGUCCAUCUCCAGGCCACUGAGGUGCCCAACUCCUGUCACCAAAUGAUGGAGGUGCCCAGCGACCAACUCAAGACCACGGAGUUGCCUAACAUGCAUCUCAAGACCCCAGAGGUGCCUAAUGUGCAACUGAAAGCCACAGAGGAGGUGCCCAACAUCCAUCUCAAGACCUUGGAGGUCCCCAACAUCCAACUCAAGACCGUGGAGGUCCCCAACGUCCAACUCAAGACCGUGGAGGUGCCCAACUUCCAACUCAAGACUGUGGAGGGGCCCAGCAUCCAACUCAAGACCGUGGAAGCACCCAGUGUCCACCUCGAGCCCACGGAGGUGACAAAUGUCCAUCUCCAGGCUGCAGAGGUGCCCAGCAUCCAGCCCCAGCCCCCUGAGGUGCUCGUGGCCGGGGGGGCCCCGUCGCCCUCCCCAUCCCCACGGCUGACGGUGGUGGGGGCGGCUGGGGGGCUACCCCCUGUGUUGCUACUGCAGGGGGCCGGAGGGGGACCUGCCCGCCUCUGCCUGCAGGCUUUGGCCCAGCUGCCCCCCCCCGGACCCCCCCGGAUCCUCCUGGUCCGGGGUGAGCCAGUACCGGCAGGCAGCGGUGGGGCGCAGCCCCCCACCCCUGCCCGGGGGGUGUCUGGGGGUGGCAGCAGUGGUGGGGGGACAGGGACAGGAGCCCCAGCCCCAGAGCUGCCCAAUGUCCCACUGGUUCACACCUUCUGAGGGGGGGGGGUGGACACCCUGGGACCACCCCAGGGUCCCUCAGGACUCCCCUGUGGAGCCGGAGCUGGGGGGGGCUCAGCCCUGGGGUCCCACUGAUGCACAUCAUACGGGGUGGGGGGGGGGGGGCCGGACCCCCCAUGAUCCCCGGGACCCCCAGAAUGCCCCAGGACUCCCCAGCACCCCCCAAGGGCACUCGGGACCCCCCCAUGGUCCCCCCAGCCACCCCUGCAGAGCCGGAGCUGGGGGUGGGUUUAGCCCUGGAGGCCCGGCGGGGUGGGGGGAGGGUCGGGCCCCCGGACGCCUGGGUCCGCCGUGGGCGUGGUCAAUAAACGGCGGCCCGCCCCCCACCGCCCCUG